This is a messenger RNA of Girardinichthys multiradiatus, 2262 nucleotides long. RefSeq names its product COP9 signalosome subunit 3 (gene cops3). Lineage: Eukaryota; Metazoa; Chordata; Actinopteri; Cyprinodontiformes; Goodeidae. Gene Ontology annotation, cellular component: COP9 signalosome. The record is from RefSeq and is a predicted model, not a curated record. Gene Ontology annotation, biological process: ubiquitin-dependent protein catabolic process. The coding region runs from base 138 to 1511 and encodes 457 amino acids. The transcript is spliced from 13 exons.
GUUCUUUUCCCGUGAUCUCGCGAUAGCUUCCCCAUCAGUGGCGGCUGUGUGGCCCCCUGUCUCAAUCCGGACCGACUUGUUUCUGACGUUUGAAUGAAAAACACUGCGAAUUACCUCCACUUUGGACCCAGGAAAUAAUGGCUUCAGCAUUGGAGCAGUUCGUUAACAAUGUGCGGCAGCUCUCCGCUCAAGGCCAGAUGACUCAGCUGUGUGAGUUGAUCAACAAGAGCGGGGAGCUGCUGGCCAAAAAUCUGUCCCACCUGGACACAGUGCUGGGGGCCUUGGACAUCCAGGAGCACUCUCUGGGCGUGCUGGCUGUGCUAUUCGUGAAGUUCUCCAUGCCAAACAUCCCAGACUUUGAGACGCUCUUCUCCCAAGUUCAGCUCUUCAUCAGUACCUGUAAUGGGGAGCACAUUAGAUAUGCAACAGACACUUUUGCUGGCCUCUGCCACCAAUUGACAAAUGCCCUUGUAGAGCGGAAACAGCACAGUUCCAGCUUCCUGAAACCCUUUGAUUCUGAAAACAACGGGACAUUUAGAGGGCUCGCCUCUCUGCGUACUGUAUUUACGCCAUUGAGGGGUGUCGUCAUCCUAAAACAGGCAAUAGACAAAAUGCAGAUGAACACAAACCAACUUACCUCAGUUCAUGCAGACCUGUGUCAGCUGUGCUUGUUAGCGAAGUGCUUCAAGCCUGCUCUGCCCUUCUUGGAGGUGGACAUGAUGGACAUCUGCAAGGAAAAUGGAGCCUACGACGCAAAGCACUUUUUAUGUUACUACUACUAUGGCGGCAUGAUCUAUACGGGCCUCAAAAACUUUGAAAGAGCACUGUAUUUUUAUGAACAGGCAAUAACCACUCCAGCCAUGGCAGUGAGUCACAUCAUGUUGGAAGCCUAUAAGAAGUACAUCCUGGUGUCGCUCAUUCUCCAUGGCAAAGUGCAGCAGCUGCCCAAAUACACCUCUCAGAUCGUAGGGAGGUUCAUCAAGCCCCUGAGCAACGCCUAUCACGAGUUAGCUCAGGUGUACUCCACCAACAAUCCCGCCGAGCUGCGUGGCCUGGUCAACAAACACGGCGAGACGUUCACACGAGACAACAACACGGGCCUGGUCAAACAGUGCCUCUCUUCUCUCUACAAGAAGAACAUCCAGAGGCUAACAAAGACCUUCCUGACGUUGUCUUUGCAAGACAUGGCAAGUAGAGUGCAGCUUUCAGGUCCCCAAGAAGCAGAGAAAUACGUUUUACACAUGAUUGAAGAUGGUGAGAUCUAUGCUAGCAUUAACCAAAAGGAUGGUAUGGUCUGCUUCCAUGACAACCCUGAAAAAUACAACAACCCAGCAAUGCUCCACAAAAUAGACCAAGAGGUGAUCUUAGAUCUGCAGAUGUUGAAAUGUAUAGAGCUGGAUGAGAAACUAAAGUCUAUGGAUCAAGAAAUCACAGUAAACCCACAAUUUGUGCAGAAGAGUAUGGGAUCGCAGGAGGACGAUGUUGGUAGCAAAACAUCAAGUUAUUCAUGAGGGGACCUUGGACAGGGACAGAACACCACAGCCACCCCGACCCGUUCUUCCCAGGAUGAGUUGGAUUUUUUUUAAAAGGAAAAGAAAACAUUCUGUUGCAUAUGGACAUUGGUCAAGAAAAACCUAAUUUUGUGGAUUGAUGAUAAAUUUGGUUAUUCUUACUUCACCGUGUCUUAAGGAUAACAAAAGAUUCUUAGAGAAAAGGAAAAAAAAAUACAAUUUUUGUCAGUGUUUUAUUUAUCAAUGUUCAGGAACGCCACAGCUACGUUGACAGAAACCACAACAAUAAAAACUGGACUUGUUUGUUCCAAACCUGUGUGAAUAAAUCUCACUGUUUGUUUUGGUUUUUCUGCAUGAUGGCCGUAACUGGAGGGCAUUACAUAUGAACUGAAACAUCUAUGGCUGACGAGGAAAAAAAAAAUCUGAUUAUAUUCUCCAUUUGUAAAGACCGCGCUGAUCGUUUUCUUCUCCUUGGUUAGAUUGUAGAUAUCAAAUGCAAACCUGUACAAACGGACAUGUCCUUGACGAAGCUCGGCAUUGUGGAGAAGUCAAACACAAUCUGGGGCACUGUUUUGUUUUUUUUAUUUUUCUUAAUUUUUUUGUUUUUAGGUCAGAUCCACUAGAUGUCGCUAGAGCACUGCACAAGAAACUGUUUUAACAGCUUGAAGUCAGCAGAUGAAACCAAACUGUCUUGUCAAUUGGGAGCUUGAGCAUUGCGAUUGUGGAUCUGUUAAUAAAUUGUUUAAGAAUA